AUGGCGUCUCGCCGCCUUGUUUCCACCUCGCUAUGGCGGGCAGCCACUGCCCCGGCCCAAGCGACAUCGCUCUCCGCCGCCACACGAUGGAGCUCAACCACCAGCUCGACCUCUGCCAUCGCCUAUAAGGCUCUUCGACGCCGUUCGGCGCCUCUGCCCGUGAGCGACAGCCCACCCGCCUGGUCCGCCCAGGCCGCUGUCUCCAACAUCCUCUACGACAUGCCCUCCCCGUCGUCGCAGCCCCCGAAGCGUCACAUUCUCAACUGCCUCGUCCAGAACGAGCCUGGUGUGCUGUCCCGCGUUUCCGGCAUUCUCGCCGCCCGCGGCUUCAACAUCGACUCUCUUGUUGUUUGCAGCACUGAGGUCGAUGACCUGUCGCGCAUGACCAUCGUCCUGACCGGUCAGGAUGGCGUUGUCGAGCAGGCCAGGCGUCAAUUGGAGGACCUUGUCCCUGUCUGGGCUGUGUUGGACUACACCAACGCCGCUCUGGUCCAGCGCGAGCUCCUGCUGGCCAAGAUCAAUAUUCUGGGACCUGAGUACUUCGAGGAGCUCCUCGCUCACCACCGCGAGAUGACGGCCGCCGACUCUGAAAGCGAAGGUGCCAUUGACGCCGAGCAGCAGUCGUUGGAGGAUGUUGCCAAGGACUUCCACCCCAGCAAGCUCGCCAUCAGCGAGGCCCUGCGCCACAAGCACGAGCAUCUCAAGUCCAUCACCUACUUCGCUCACCAGUUCGGCGGAAAGGUCCUGGAUAUCAGCACCAACAGCUGCAUUGUUGAAGUCUCCGCCAAGCCGUCCAGAAUCGACUCUUUCCUGAAGCUCAUCGGGCCAUUCGGUAUUCUCGAGUCCGCCCGUACCGGUCUCAUGGCCUUGCCCCGGUCACCAUUGUAUGGACCCAACGAGGAGACAAUUCUGAAGGAGGCGGAUGAGGUUGUUGACGCCAGCCAGCUUCCUCCUGGUUAA
This is a messenger RNA of Colletotrichum navitas, 960 nucleotides long. Its product is annotated as acetolactate synthase. Gene Ontology annotation, molecular function: acetolactate synthase regulator activity. Gene Ontology annotation, biological process: branched-chain amino acid biosynthetic process. Lineage: Eukaryota; Fungi; Ascomycota; Sordariomycetes; Glomerellales; Glomerellaceae. Bases 1 to 960 code for a protein of 319 amino acids. The transcript has 2 exons. Gene Ontology annotation, cellular component: mitochondrial nucleoid; acetolactate synthase complex. The record is from RefSeq and is a predicted model, not a curated record.